GCUACCGAUGCAGUCCAUGCCCAAUUAUUAGCAUCGAGGAGUCUGUAUGAAAGUUCUACAACUCAUGCACCAGUCACUGAAGAUGAUGAUAUUACGUGUUUGUUGCGAGAGAAUGCAGAAUUGAAAUCUGCAUUGCAAGCAGAACAGAAGAAAAAUAUACCUGGAGAAGUGAGGGAAGAUCAGAACAUUGCAAAUAUUCUGCAAGAAUGUUUGCAAAGUAUUGAAGCAAAAGUGGAAAAAAUUCAAGACCAAUUUCAAAAGCAAUUGGACUCAGUGGGAAAGGCAAACAUGGAGAAAUUAGCGGAGUUAGAAGGAAAAAUGACAAAAAUAGAAGACUGGAUGAGAAUACGGCCACCGUCUUUAGUAUCUUCUGCCAGUUUAGCUUCCAGCAGUGGUGCUUCAUUAGAUACAGAGGAAAAGGUACCUCUUGGAGAUGAAGUUUUCUGCUUCAAAGCUGCUUAUAGUAAAUUGAUAAAUGUGGAAGAGAGCCACGCUGACUGGGCAUAUGCUCUGCUCAAAGGAGUCUUUGGAGAUAAAGCACAUUGUAUGAGGAUGCGAAUUAGCAGCAAAUGUUCUGAGAACGAGAAGUUUUCUCAAAACUUCCUCAUGGUGGCCAAGUUUCUGCACCGUAAUUGGCUUAUCAAACAGACAAUUCGGGGUAACAGUGGGCAGCUGCAUUCAAAAUACUCACCUGCAGAAGUGGAAAAGUAUGUGAAUGCACUCCCCGCUUAUCUCGCGGAUCGGGCUUAUGAUAUGCAGAGUGGCUCUCGAGGCGCCAACGUGAGAAACGCCCCUAAGCGCAGGCGAAAUGAAUCCACCGCGCCGAAACGAAAUUAUAAGAGAAGAGGACAGCCACUGUCAUCGCAGCAACUACCGCAGCAGUCAUCACACCACGACCCGAUCUCAUCAGAGCCGUCAUCAUUGCAGCAGUACCAACAUGUCGAUAAUUUACAGUCUCAGCAACAACUACCGCAGCAGUCAUCACACCACGACCCGAUCUCAACAGAGCCGUCAUCAUUGCAGCUGUACCAACAUGUCGAUAAUUUACAGUCUCAGCAACAACUACCGCAGCAGCCAUCACACCACGACCCGAUCUCAUCAGAGCUGUCAUUACAGCAGUACCAAGACGUAGAUAAUUUGCAGUCACGUUAUUUAAUUCCGCCACCAACAUCAGAAGCAGAACCAAUGGGAUUUCAACAUGUUGAGACUACUGCAACCACAUUUACAAAUCUUUAACGUCAUAUAACAUAAGAUUAGUGCCUAACUUGAUGUUUUUUUUUUAUAAUAAAUGAUAUUUUUUCACAUAAUUGUAUUUAUUGAACGUUCACAAAUCAAACGCUUAUUUUUACACCGUUUAUUUGAAUGACAACAGUUAACGCUUGUGAAAUGCUCAACGGGUUAGACUACUGUGACGGCACGAAAAAGCAGGUAGUUUUCAGAUGCGAAUUGUACACCAAAUGCGAUUUUACGCCAAAUCGUCCAUUAAUGCUUAAAAAAUGUAAUAACAAAGUUAUCCGUUUAACAAAGAUACACCGUUUAGAAAAGUGUCGUUUUGAGAAAAACGACUUUUUCUUACUUACCGCUAAUCUGACAUAUCCUUGUUUCGUUCAUUGGACCUUCUACUUCAAAUCCAGCCUCUUCUGCAGCUACUCUCGCAAAUCUACGAGCAAUCCGAUCCUCUUUAGGCGCAUCUCGUACGAUGAUCUUCUGUUGCGGCGCACGAAAUUCGCUCCUCGACGAGAUUUUUGCACAAAGUAGGUGCGAUCGGCUCAAUUAUAAUAUUAAUUGUUUGUAUCAUUAAUAAAAUGCUUGUAUA
Molecule: messenger RNA, 1816 nt
Organism: Temnothorax curvispinosus
Lineage: Eukaryota; Metazoa; Arthropoda; Insecta; Hymenoptera; Formicidae
Exons: 5
Coding region: 289-1236 (315 amino acids)
Source: RefSeq, a predicted model, not a curated record